Molecule: messenger RNA, 762 nt
Organism: Drosophila bipectinata
Lineage: Eukaryota; Metazoa; Arthropoda; Insecta; Diptera; Drosophilidae
Source: RefSeq, a predicted model, not a curated record
CCAGGCCCUGACCUCAAACUUCAUACGCUCCAGGGCGUUCCAGGCUCAAGUCUCAAGUCAGUUCUCACUUCUCAGCCGGAGCGGCAACCGUAUCGUCUUCCAAAUAAAAUAAAAUUUUAAUAAUUUCGUACUGAUAACCGGAAUAACAAUUUUUCGAUAAUGAAUCGAAAGCCCCGCAAGAUCGGGCCCCCCGUGUGGAUGCCGCUCUUCAUCCUGUUCCUCUUGUUCAUGGCAAGUGUGUGGGUGAUGGUCAACCGCCAGGGUCUGCUGGACAUGUAUCAUACGCAGGUGCAUGGACGGGGCGACCUCGUCUGCUCGAAGGGUGGCUCGAAGUCGAGGUGCAGUCGCGGUGGGAAGCGCGAUGAUCUAGAUAUGAAUCCCUUCAAAGCCUUUCUGGAAUGGCCCGGAAAGUCACAAGUAUCUAAUGAUAAUCUGGGCAGCUUCGAUGACAUCAAGCUGGACUUUGAGGAGGACUUUCCCAGGAGCCGCCCACGGGAGCGCAACCUUUUCGACGAUGAUUUGAUCAUGGAUCACAAACUGGAGUCAUUUGGGAAACGCCAGGACAUGGGGCUGGGCCGCGGCCCACAGAGGGUCAAGAAUCAGGCACGUUACACGGGAAUGCAGAGGAAGCAGAAUGGAGGUCACCGCAGACGGUUGGUCAACAGCCCAGUGAUGGACUUUAGACGCGAGUUUGCCAGCGAUGAGGCCAACCCCUAUGUGGAGAACCUCCAGCAGCGCUACAAUCCCUCCCCUUACGACUAA